Messenger RNA from Dictyostelium purpureum, 918 nucleotides. RefSeq lists its product as uncharacterized. The transcript is spliced from 3 exons. Bases 1 to 918 code for a protein of 305 amino acids. Gene Ontology annotation, cellular component: plasma membrane. Gene Ontology annotation, molecular function: G protein-coupled receptor activity. Gene Ontology annotation, biological process: cell surface receptor signaling pathway; adenylate cyclase-activating G protein-coupled receptor signaling pathway. NCBI's taxonomy places the organism in Eukaryota, Evosea, Eumycetozoa, Dictyosteliales, Dictyosteliaceae. The record is from RefSeq and is a predicted model, not a curated record.
AUGAUAACAUUAUAUUCAUAUGUAUUAAAUUGGAUUGGAUCAAUAGCGUGUUUUGUUGGUUGCUUAUUUAUUAUUGCACAUUUUUGUUGGAUACCUCUUUUACGUACAUCACUAUCUAAAAUUAUUAUAUUUCCAACAUUUGUUUUAUUACUAUACGACCUCAUAUCAUUUCCAUCAUUUAUAUCAAAAAAUAUUAGUUUAUAUAUAAACAGAUCAACGAUUUUAUGUAAUUUAGAGGAAUCUAUACUUCAGUUUUUGAUAGUAUCAAAUUUUAUGUGGUCUGUUUGUAUUUCAGUAAAUUUAUUGUAUUUAUGUUUUAACUCAAAUAAAAAUUUAAAAAAGAAAGAACUUUUGUAUCACCUUGUUUCAUGGGGAAUACCACUUUUGGUGGUGGUAAUUUCAAAAAUACCUAAUAUGAUUAGUGACAAUGGUAAUCAAUGCAGAUAUAAAAGUCCAAAUUAUAUAAAGUUUUAUUUAGAAAAUACAAUUUUUAUAGCAAUUAUAACAUUCAAUUUUAUUGUAGCAUUUAUAACGAUUAAGCAUAUUAUCAGUGGUAAUUUAAGAGAAUCAGAGACCAAUACAACAUCAGUAUUAUUUAUAAACGAAAAGAAGAUCACAACCAAAAAAAUUGUUUGGAGACUUUUGUUAUAUCCAAGUAUUUUAUCAAUUUGUUAUUUAAUGACAUUGGUAUUAACAAUUUAUCAAUUUACUGUAUCAUCAAAGGAUCUAGCCGUUCAAAAUAGAUUAAAUGCUUUACUUUAUACAGCUAAGGGUGUAUUUUUACUUCAAGGUUUUUUUAAUGCUUUAGUUUAUUUAAGAUCAUCAAAAUUAAGGGAUCGUUAUAAAAGAAUAUAUAUAUUUAAGAGAAUAUGUUGGCCAGAUCUUGUUGAUUAUCAAUCAAUUAAUAAUCAACAAUAA